CGGUGGGGGCUGUGUGGGCGAGGCUGAGCGGCCGCUAACACGGGCUGUCAGCGCAGAGAGCUGCUGUUUACGCUGUGCCAUUGAAUCACUGACUCUGAAGCUUCCCCCUCUCUCCCUCUCUCUCUCUCCUUCUCCCUCCCUCUCUGUUUCUCUCUCCAACAUUAGCAGGAAACAGGAAGCCAAAGACAAGAAGGAGCUUCUGAAGACCGAAGGACAGUAGGAAGGGCUGGAUAGAGCUUCUCCAGCAAAGAGGGGAUCGCUGCUCUGAUUGCUGGGUCAGGCCAGGAGACGCGGGACAGCACAGCAGGGUGGACAAUGUGCUAGAGGGGAGACAGAAGGCAAGCUCUGGUGUUUUCCUGAUUUAUUCUGGGAAGUCAGAGACCACAGGAACGGCAAGAUGGGACGGAAGAAGAUCCAGAUCACGCGGAUCAUGGAUGAACGGAACCGACAGGUAACGUUCACGAAGAGGAAGUUCGGGCUGAUGAAGAAGGCCUACGAGCUGAGCGUGCUCUGUGACUGUGAAAUAGCACUCAUCAUUUUCAACAGCUCCAACAAGCUGUUUCAGUACGCCAGCACCGACAUGGACAAAGUACUGCUGAAGUACACAGAGUACAACGAGCCACAUGAGAGCAGGACCAACUCUGACAUCGUGGAGAAAUUAAGAAACAAGGGCCACAGUGACUGUGCCAGCCCUGAACCCGAUGACUGUUUUGGGCACAGCCCCUUCGUGGACGACCGUUCAGGCAAAGACAGUGAUGCGCUAAACAAGAAAGAGCACAGAGGCUGCGAUAGCCCGGACCCAGACGCCUCCUAUGUCCUCACCCCCCACACUGAAGAAAAGUAUAAAAAAAUUAAUGAGGAGUUUGAUAAUAUGAUGAGAAAUCAUAAAAUCCCGGCUGCCCUGCCCCAGCAGAGCUUCUCCAUGCACGUGGCCGUACCAGUGAGCAGCCCCAGCGGCCUGCCCUACAGCCCCGGCAGCACCCUGGGGGCCCCGGCCUCUCUCGGCGACGCCAGCAUGCUCUCACCCCCCCCAGGCUCCAUGCACCGCAACAUGGGGUCCCCCGGAGGCCCCCAGCGCCCCCCCAGCACAGGCAGUGCAGGGAACGGCUUCGUCAACCCGCGCGGCUCCCCUGGACUCCUGGGCAGCCCCAGCGGCAACGGCCUGGGCAAGACCAUGCCCACGAAGUCCCCCCCCCCACCAGGGGGCAGCUUGGGCAUGAGCAACCGCAAGCCAGAACUGCGGGUAGUCAUCCCCCCCACCAGCAAGGGCAUGAUGCCGCCUCUGAACCCCCAGAGAAUAAGCAGCUCCCAGGCCACCCAGCCGCUCGCCACCCCGGUGGUGUCUGUCACCACCCCCAGCCUGCCCCCGCAGAGCCUGGUCUAUUCUGCCAUGCCAACUGCCUACAGUGAGUACUCCCUGAGCAGCGCUGAGCUCUCCUCCAUGCAGGGCUUCACCUCACCUGGGGGCCUCUCUCUGGGCUCUGUGUCGGCAUGGCAACAGCACCAGCUUGGCCAGGCUGCCCUCAGUUCACUGGUGGGGAGCAGCCACCUAACUCAGGGUUCCAGCCUCUCCAUCAACACCAAUCAAAAUGUCAGCAUCAAGUCGGAGCCCAUAUCUCCCCCCCGCGAGCGCCUGGCCCCCUCAGGCGGAUUCCAGCCACCGGCACCUGUGUCCGCACGCCAGGAUGUGGGCCGCUCGCCCGUCGACAGCCUCAGCUCAUCCUGCAGCUCGUACGACGGCAGCGACCGCGAGGACCCGCCACGUGCUGAUUUCCACUCCCCGCUGGGCAUGGGGCGGCCGCCAGUGGGGGCGGAGGAGCGGGGCAGCCCCUCCGUCAAGCGCAUGCGGAUGGAUGCCUGGGUUACAUAGAAUCUCUCCAAGCACCAGCUAGUCCACCUCUGAAGGGGGUAUGGGGGGCAGGGGGGCAGCUCUGCUUUUUAUGAUAUUAUUGUUAUUAUCAUGUUAUUUAACUUUAUUUUGUUUUGUAAGUAGAACAAAGGCAAACGAAACGCAAAGUGUUGGAAAACACGUACAAUCCGAGUAGGUUUCACAACCAAAAACAAACACACAAUGGACUCAUGCAUUCGAACAAAAGUGAUCAGGCACCCGAUGCUCACGUUCUUAAGCAGUGCAGCGUCUAGAGAAGAAGCCGUGAGGCAGCAGAGGCACUCUUAGUGACCGGGCCAGUCCUGGGCCAGGUGGCACCGUGCACUCACGCCGGUGCAUCUGCGCGUUGUGGUCCCAGUACAGAGCUCGCAUGUCCAGUUUGGUUACCUCACCUAUCGCUUUUACUAGAUGUCACGUAAUGAAACCUGCAAUGUUAGAAAUGGGAAGAACCGGGCAGAGAUGUGUGCGGUGGCGGUGGGUCAGGUGAGUGGCAGGUGGGGGAUCUGGCACGGGACCGGUCUUACCGUACAAAUUUACGUUUUCUCUGUUCUUGCAAUGGUUGUACCUGGUCUAUGUGCCAGAAUUGGCUAAGCUUGUGGAACACACACAAAUUAAUGUUUAAAAAACACACAUAGAAUAAUAUAUUAAUUUAUAAUUGGGAAUUUGACUGAAAUUAUUUAUAUUUGUUUACCCGAAGUUUGUAAACUUAAAAAAAUGGUUUGUACCCUGGAUAUUUUGUCAGUGAAAUCUUUUGCCUGGUCACAAUGUUAGUUGUGUAGGAACAGAGCCAGAAUGAAUUAUUUAUGUAAGCCAAAGCUGUACGUUAGUUAUUUUGUUUAGUUUUGGAUUGAUAUUUUCUGCCUAAAACUAGUUUAAUUUGAAAUUGUUUAUUAUCAUUUUUGCUUUAUUACAAACAACAAUGUAAUGUGUAAGCAAGACCUCAAACGAAGCCAUGAAUAUUUGCUGUUCUGUUUGUAAAUUCAAAAUUGAGCCAAACUUUACUUUUUGUUGUGUAUAUAGCAACUUUAAUAUAUAUAUAUAUAUAUCACCUUGGUGUAAGUACUUAUGUAUUGUACCUUCACCAGAUUUAAGAAAAGAAAGUAUAUUUUUGUGGGUUUACCGCCAAGUUUACAAGGCGACAUCCUUACUCAGUAGAAUAUUCACUGGUUAAUAUUUACUAUUUUGUUAAAUAUGCUGUACUUUCUUCGAAAUUGAAUUAAUAUGGUAAAUAAGCAUUUUUUCUGAGGGUAGUUUCUGGGUCGUUUUCCCUUUAAUGGCGGUGAACAUCUGUCUGUACCAUAGGGUUUGGCUUUCUGCAUUUUUCUGUAAAGGGUGAUUGUAGUGCCCAGAGUAACGGGGAUUGUGCAUUGGGGCUUUUGGUUGAACAACCCCUGUCCGAAAAACUGGUAUCCAGCUGCUGAAUUCCCUGAUUUUACUUUUCUAACACCCAGGGUCAAGCCUCCCCAAGGAACACAGAAGCAUAGAACAUGAACUUAACAUAUAAGGUAUCCUCUCUUGGUUAAAAAAACAAAAACAAAAAAAAACUCACUUUUCUGAUGAAUAUGUCUUGCGUGUAGCAGUGAUACUCAUGGAGUGACACUUUUUAGGUAAUGUAAUCUUUAAAAACAGAUUAGAAAUGCACACAAAUGUGAAUUGUAGACAUUUGGAUAAUCUUGGGUCAAGUUCUUGUGAUUUGGCUCAAUGAAUUUUAAUCUUUUCUUGCAUCCGUCCAUUCCUCCAUCCAUCAGGUUUCAUUCAUUGUUGGUUUCGCAGUGAUCCAAAGCCUAAUCACAUGUCGUGGGAGGGGGCUGUGCUGUAACUCUGCAGAUGCUAUGGGUAUUUAUGGGUAUUAGGUAUGUUUAUCAUGUAUACGAGGUCACAGGAUCGAUCAGAAGGGGGGUCUCCGCUUGGUGCCGGUUGUGGCCAUCACGUGUGCUUCUCGCACCGUUUAACUCCCCGUGGUGACGAGUCGGGAAACUUGCAGGACUAUUCAGCAAGCCAGUGGGCCCUGUGUGGACCUCACAACUGGGUCGAUCGCCCCUCUAUGCGUGCGUGAAUUCACUAUACGGAAGGAUCCUUCCUUUGCAUUUGCUGUCUAUUUCCUUGUGUGUUCCCUAUGCAUAGGCAACUUCACUCACCACCCAAUCAAACCAUAGCGCCCAAAAUGAUCUAUGCACUCUGUAUCCCAGUUGGUGUCCACUUUCAGCUUAUUGUACAUUACUCAGUUAAGUGCACCCUUGUCUUGUAUCUCAUCAUACUCACCCUUAUGACUGAGUCCGUUUCCUAAUCACACAGAAUGCGACUGUUUCCUGUCACCCUUAAAACAUCUCCAAGGUCAUUAAAGGACAGAGAAAUGACAGCUGUCAUCAUCACCGCACACCCAACCAACACUAAUCUCUACCUCCGCAUGUUUAACCCGAUGGCCUGAAUCCUUGCACAACCAACACAUAUGUUCUGCUGAUUAUUGGGGGGGGGGGGGGGAGUGCAGGCAGUGCAGUGCACAGGUGACACAGCUGCCUGGAACGUGGAAUUCACCAGCGCCUAAUACCGAACAUGAAAAGUCCUCGUGAUAAACUCAUAUUGCAUCAUGCAUUUUAGCUGAACAUAAGAAUAUCUUACAAUUUUAUGCAGUCAAAAGGCUAUUCAUUUAUUAUAAAAGCAGCAAUAACUGAAACAUUUAUAACAGUAGUUUGAGUAAUGAAUAGUAAGAAGCAGCAUCUAAAUAAAUAACACCCAAAGAAGUAUUUAAUAGAUCUCUUUUCAGAAUCAGGUAGCUUAUAUCUAGUUUUAUAUAUUUAGAAAUGCAGCCUUGUUCCAAAGAACAAGUGUCGUUUUCAUAAAAAAAAUUUUUUUAAAUCUCUGAACCCUUUGUGCUAUCGUGGAUAUAUCCCUCCGACUGGGAGCCAAUAAUGGACAAGAAGUACUGGUGUUGAUCUCAGGCUGCUCCUCUGCUGUUCCACAGUGUUUUAAUUCCUAUGUUGUGUGCACACAAGAAAUACAUAGUAAAUUUAAAGAAAGCAUAUGUGCUGAUACACACUCCUUGGGUCUGUUUGCUGUUUUUGAAACCGAAAGAUGCACUAACCGUGGAAUGUGAACGACGGGGGGGGGGAGAAGAAGACAGCUUCACUUUUUGCUGUGCGACAGUACACUGCUUUGCUCUUUGGCUUUUAUAAACAGAAGUGCGCAUCUCGUGUUUGUUUGUAGCUGAUAGUUCCCUUGAGAAGCUGUUUGCGGUUUGGAAACUCAGACCGUUUGGCGGCACAAGCUGGACUUUGUUGCCAUGGAUGAAACAAAAUGUUUCGAGAUCAACAGAGAAUUUUAAGUUAAUCUUGCAUUUUAUUUCCCUGAAUGUGUUGUUUUAUCUUCAUUAUACAAUAAAUAUUCUAGUGAACUUUUUAUUGAAUGACUAAAAUAUUACAAUAGAGAUUGUUGUACAAAUUUGUAUCCUGCAUUCACUAAAGUAAAGAUAUUGGCUUUUACUGUGUAA
Molecule: messenger RNA, 5375 nt
Organism: Paramormyrops kingsleyae
Lineage: Eukaryota; Metazoa; Chordata; Actinopteri; Osteoglossiformes; Mormyridae
Source: RefSeq, a predicted model, not a curated record